Sporothrix brasiliensis 5110 is the source of this 255-nucleotide messenger RNA. RefSeq names its product mitochondrial intermembrane space translocase subunit. The record is from RefSeq and is a predicted model, not a curated record. Lineage: Eukaryota; Fungi; Ascomycota; Sordariomycetes; Ophiostomatales; Ophiostomataceae. Bases 1 to 255 code for a protein of 84 amino acids. The transcript has 2 exons.
AUGGAUAACGAGACGGUGAAAAAGUCCAUCAUGCAGCAGAUUCUGCAGGAGGCCAACAGCGCCAAUGCGCGGACAUUGAUGGAGAACAUGAACCAGCACUGCUUCGACAGCUGCGUACCCAAGCCCGGCUCGUCGCUCAGCUCCGGCGAGCAAAAGUGCGUCAGCCAGUGCAUGGAAAAGUACAUUGCGGCCUGGAACAAUGUCAACGCCGCGUACAUCCGCCGGUUACAACAGGAGAUGGGCAACAACAACUAA